GUUUUCAGGGACAAGAUGGGGAGCGUGUCCUGCUUUGUGUGCGUCUCCGGACUCCUCGCGCUCCUGUCCAGCGCGUCUGCGACGGCGGACGUGUUCGAGAGCGUCCUGGGAAACAGCGCGUCCUGCCACCGGUCGUGCGAGCUGACGUACAGCCUGCACACGUACCCGCGGGAGGAGGAACUCUACGCCUGUCACCGAGGCUGCCGUCUCUUCUCCAUAUGCCAGUUCGUCCGUGACACCGAGGAUCUGAAUCAGACCAAAUCCGAGUGUGAAUCCACCUGUCGAGAAGCCUACACACAGUCUGAUGAGCAGUAUGCAUGCAACCUGGGCUGUCAGAGUCAGCUUCCCUUUGCAGAGCAGCGGCACGAGCAGCUGGAGGCCAUGAUGCCAAGGAUUCACAUGCUCUACCCCCUCACUCUGGUGAGAGGCUUUUGGGAUGAUGUCAUGAGCCAGGCUCACACCAUCAUCACCUCCACGUGGACCUUCUACCUCCAGGCGGAUGAUGGCAGAGUUGUCAUUUUCCAGACUGAACCACAGGUCAAGUUUUUCUCCCAGCUUGAACUGGUAAAAGAAGUUAAGGAGGAACCAGAGAAGAGCCCCCCUUCGUUGAGCAGCCCACUUUACAAAGAGUACCAUCGCACUUUAAUCCAGGAGAGGGACAGAGACAUGCCCGGCGGCGACCGCAGCUACGAUGUUGAAUACAACAUCUUCAGCUGUCUGUCAAGGAACCCGUGGCUGCCAGGGUGGAUCCUGACCACAACUCUGGUCCUGUCUGUGUUGGUCCUGAUCUGGAUCUGCUGUGCCACUGUAGCAACUGCGGUAGACCAGUAUGUACCUGCUGAGAAAUUGAGCAUCAAUGGUGAUGGCGACUUCAUGAAGGAGCAGAAACUGAUUCCAUAUCCAGCCUCCUCCCUGCUGAUCGUCACCUCCACAGGGCCAGAGGAAGAGGCUGGGCCACUCCCAUCCAAAGUGGACCUGGGCCAGUCCAACAUCUAGGAGCCAAAGCUGGAGCAGAGAAGGCACCUCUCCCUUCAUCAAUAAUCUUUAGAUUAUUUUUUAUCCUCUGGUGCAAGGCCUGUACUUCUUGUGGUCGAGAACUUGCAGAACAUUUUGUGUAACGGAUUUGUCUUGUCUCCCUUUGAUGCUUUUAAAAUUGGAGUGAUGAAGAGUUUGUUUUUCUGUUUAUUGUUAUAAUUGAGGCAUUAUAGUAAAAUUAUGACCGUAAAAGUCAAAUAGGUUUUGGGAUUUCCUCAUGUGUGCAUUAGGUGUGUACUUAUUUUACUGAAUAAUGUCCAAGUGAACUGCUUGACUUGAACUGAUCCAGGUUUCAUCCACAAUCCCAACUCUUGGUAAUAUGGAUUGUACUAAUGUUGCAGAUUCACCUGGUUUGUUCUAAUGUUUCUACUGCAGUAAUUUCCAGAUUAUAUUGACUUGUACAAUAAAAUGUUAUGCUCUUGAUCUUAACAGUGAUGGUACAUGCAGUCGCUCUUUCCCACUUUGCCGUUUUUUAUUCUUGUAAUGAUGGUUCACCAUUAAAUACAGUGGAGUGAA
This is a messenger RNA of Pleuronectes platessa (European plaice), 1551 nucleotides long. RefSeq names its product transmembrane protein 59 (gene tmem59). Gene Ontology annotation, cellular component: lysosome; late endosome. Gene Ontology annotation, biological process: positive regulation of autophagy. The record is from RefSeq and is a predicted model, not a curated record. Lineage: Eukaryota; Metazoa; Chordata; Actinopteri; Pleuronectiformes; Pleuronectidae. The transcript has 8 exons. The coding region runs from base 16 to 996 and encodes 326 amino acids.